Molecule: messenger RNA, 2699 nt
Organism: Suillus paluster
Lineage: Eukaryota; Fungi; Basidiomycota; Agaricomycetes; Boletales; Suillaceae
Product: cation efflux protein
Exons: 13
Coding region: 100-2628 (842 amino acids)
Biological process (GO): intracellular zinc ion homeostasis; transmembrane transport; zinc ion transport
Cellular component (GO): membrane; Golgi apparatus
Molecular function (GO): zinc ion transmembrane transporter activity
Source: RefSeq, a predicted model, not a curated record
GUUGCUUCUAUUGCAAGAACAGCUGGCUAAACGUAUUCGAACGCGCUAUCUUUCUGAGGUUGUGUUAGAAUAUUCACGCUCUUUUACCCUCGUCGUGGGAUGUCUCCCCCAGAUGCCAGAACGCGUCGGAAAAUCAGCUUGAAACCAGCCAAAGUACUGACUGGAUCAAUCAGCAACAAACUGAUAUCAAACAUACUACCCUCGAACGUCAUCUUCGUACUGGCGCUCUAUGCGGCAAAAGAGCUACUUCUUUCUUAUGACGUGGGGGUAUUUUGGGUGCUUAUGAGGGUGUUGGCUUGUGGCGGUUUGGGUAUGCUGACAUGGGAAGGUUUAACGGGGAAGCUCAUGAGAAAUGGCAAUAUAGAGUGGACAGCAUUUGGCGUAUCGUCAAUGCUGCUCUUUGUGCAACAAGCAGCGUUAUUUACAGCAUUGUAUCGUCUUCCCUCUCCAAGGGUAAUGUUGUUCAGCCAUUUCUCCGCAAUGUGGGUGGACUCCUUCAUAGCCCCCGCUUCGAUGUGGAAGCCUAUCCUAACUGUCGUGUCGUUUCUGCUCUCAUUUGCUUCAGAUGCACUUUUGUCUAAACGCAGCGUCUCCAUCAUCGCUCCUGGUUACGGAGCCUUAGUUAUGCAUGGGUUGUCCACGUAUGCUCUUGAACAUCUUCGUGGUGUCUUGGCUCCCACUGUGAGCCCCACCUUGACAACGGCCGCAAGUGCACUGGGCGCAACGCUUAUUGGACUACCGCUCUACGCUUUCAGAAAAGCCCUCCUUGACCUUCCGCCAUCACCCGUGCUUCCUCUAACCUCCUUGGCAGUCCUUCCGAUUCUGGCAUACGCUAUGAUCUUUCUGACGCCGGACACAAUUGGCAUGCAAUUCAAUGUCAUCCAGACAUCUCAAUUGUUCUUAGUCUCCUACCCGAUCGCUUUCCUCGUUGCGACUGCCAUGGGUUUUCUUGGGUUUUCUCAGCACCCUCAUUGGAUCGAUUUACUUGUCGGAGUGAUGCUUUAUUAUUCGAUAUAUCCUGACAAUGUUCCUACACUAUCUGGGCCGUCGCGUACACCAGCAUCGAAAGUUAUACGGUUCUAUCUGAACUCGAUACUUUCAGACCCUGAGUCGAGGAAGAUAUUCUAUUUCCUCAUGUUGAAUAUGUGCUUCAUGCUAGUCCAGAUGUUAUACGGUGUCUGGACAAACAGUUUGGGUCUUAUUUCUGAUGCUAUUCACAUGGCAUUUGAUUGCUUGGCCAUUGGUGUCGGCUUAGUUGCUUCGAUCAUGGCCAAAUGGCCUCCAAAUGAAAGAUUCACAUACGGAUACGGCCGAAUUGAAACUUUGUCAGGAUUUGCCAAUGGAAUAUUUCUUAUCCUGAUAUCUGUUUUUAUUGUUUUUGAAGCUGUACAGCGGAUAUUGGAUCCUCCGGAAAUGACGACGAACCAGCUGCUGCUGAUCAGUUCGCUCGGAUUAGGUAUUAACCUGUUUGGCAUGUACGCUAUGGGCGGCCAUCACCAUCACCAUCAUGGUCACUCUCAUGAUCACGGACAUGCACACCAGCAUAAUUCACACAACGGGCAUGCUCACCACGAUCACCACGAUCACCACGAUCACUCACAUGCUCAUGGCGACCAUGCCCACAAACAUGUCAGCCACUCAGUCAGCGCCCAUUUGCAUGAACACGAGCCAUCUAAGUCCAGCGAACAUCAGCUGUCUUCGCUACCCCAUGAAGACUCGCAUGCACACAACCACUCUUCGCAUUCAAAUUCCCAUUUGCACUCUUCAAAUCACUCAUCCUCUUGCUCGGAUCAUGACUCCCAUUCCCAUUCCAACUCGCAUUCUCACUCUGACCACGCACAUACCCAUCCUUCCCCCUUGCCUACGGAUCAUAAGCAUUCUGAGGAGGGCUCUUCAAUCCGUGGCCGCAAACCACAUUCUCGGGGUCCUUCCCUUCAUAUACCCACUGAUGGCGCUCAAGUCGCAUCUGCCGUUCCAUUUCCCUUAUUUUCCCCCACUGGCGUGGACUCGCCAAUUUCACCCAGCUAUCCUAGCACUCUGAAGCAUGACCAUCACCAUCACUUCCACCAUGGGAUGGAGUCUUCGGGACACAGCACAGGCGAUCAUGAUCAUGAUCACUGUGACGAACACAAACAUGGGCACCACCACGAAGGACACAGUCACAAUAUGCGUGGCGUUUUCUUGCACGUUAUGGCGGACACGCUCGGUUCUGUUGGAGUCAUUAUCUCGACCCUUCUCAUCCAGUUUUAUGGAUGGACGAUAUUCGAUCCCAUAGCGUCGCUAUUCAUUGCAGUCAUGAUCGCUGCAAGUGUCAUUCCGCUGGUAAUUGACACAGGUAAGGUCCUGAGCCUUGACAUGGGGUCUCGCGAGAAAGAGGUCCAACAAGCACUCUCUGAGCUUGCCUUCGUGGACGGUGUCGCGUCUUACUCAUCUCCACAAUUCUGGCCCAAAGACUCGGAAAGCGUCAUUGGCUCGAUUCACAUCCAGCUCGCACUUUCACCACACGCACGUCCUGACACUGAUGGCGUGCGCGAACGCGUACAUGCCCUUCUGCGGAGCAGAAUCUCAGGGCUUGAAGAGCUGACCAUACAGUUGGAAGAGGAAGGAGACUCAUUGGGAAGUAGAUAACACGGACUGAGCCCUUGCCAUCGCAUAUAUUUGUAUACAAUUUAAUCGUACGCCAUGCAUCCAUUCCAUCA